AUUUAAUUUGAAUGAAAUUUUAGUUAAAUUUCGAUUAAGAUGCGAUGAAAUUAGAAUUUAGAGUGAUAAAAUAUUCUAGUAGUAGAAUGAAAUUGCGAAAAUAACCCUAACCGCCUCUCUAUAUUUUCAAAACAACACCUAAAACCCCACAUUGCGCAGCACACACCGCACCACCUUUCUCUAAUUUGUACAUAAAGUGGUGUAAACCCUUGGGUUCUGUUUACCACGCGAAGUUCCAAACACAGACGCGCGUUUUCAACAACAUCAACGAUUCGCCGGAAAAAUGAUAGACGCAGGAGCCGCGUCCCUUGCCGUCGUCUACUCCGACGGUAACCGCGAGAUCAACGUUGGCACUGUCGUGGUGGACCCCUCGCUCAACUUUAAGAGUCUGCUCUCGCUCCUAAGCCAGAUGAUCGGGAUCUCCCCUCACCAGUUCUCCGUAUACCUCGCCGCCGUCGAAACCGACCGGAAAAUUCCUAUUACCGCCAAGGUCAACCUCGCCGCCGUGCGCCGAGAGGCUACGGGGCACUACUUUUUCGUCAAGCGCUCCAAGCGCGCGAAGAAGGCGUCUGCGAACGCAAAGAAGAAGCCGCCGGAGAAAGUCAUGCUGCUCCGCCGUGCCUCCGCCGGAGAUCCGCCUUUCAAUACGACGUUCGCGCCGCCGAUUCUCGGUCGCGCUGACUACGAGCAAAGAUUGAUGAAUUUUCAGAUGGAGAGAGACUCCUUUCGGAUGAAUAUGAGCACCGCAAUCAACGGCGUCGCCGUCGGGAGAGAAUCACUGAGAACCGUUCCCGCCUCCGCCGCCAUUUGCGAAGACUGUUUGAAGGCGAAUACGGACGGAAUCGACGCUGCUUUUCACCUGUGCGUGCUCGAUUCGGUGACGGUAGGGUUCCGGUCGUUGGCGGGACCAAUUUCCCGGCCGGCGAAAAUUGCCGGUGAAGACGGCGCCUAAUUUCUGUUGGCGGUUCGGUUUUUUGUUUGCCUCCGACCUUAAGUGAAGAAUUGUGCAUAAAAAAAGGAAGGGAUAAUGAUCACGUGUGGAGGGGUAUACGAUAAGGCAAACGAGGUAGAAAGAGAGAGCGUGUGAGCCAUACAUUUUGAAAACUCUGGUUUCUAUUUAUUAUUCCUUAUCCACUCUAAUUGUUGUUUUUAUUCAAUUCUAUAAUUACCGGAUUAUCUCAUCACCUUAAUGAUGAUAUAACUUUUAUUUUCAUUGAAAUAUGAAAUAUGAUGGGUUUUGAACCUUUUGCA
Vigna angularis (adzuki bean) is the source of this 1251-nucleotide messenger RNA. RefSeq lists its product as uncharacterized. NCBI's taxonomy places the organism in Eukaryota, Viridiplantae, Streptophyta, Magnoliopsida, Fabales, Fabaceae. The transcript is spliced from 2 exons. The record is from RefSeq and is a predicted model, not a curated record. The coding region runs from base 284 to 952 and encodes 222 amino acids.